AUGAUCAAGGCGAUCCUCAUUUUCAACAACCAGGGCAAGCCUCGGCUCUCCAAGUUCUACCAGCCUCACAGUGGAGAUGCACAACAACAAAUCAUCAGAACGACUUUCCAUUUGGUAUCGAAAAGAGAUGAAAAUGUUUGUAAUUUCCUAGAAGGAGGAUUAUUAAUUGGAGGAUCUGACAACAAACUGAAUUAUAGACAUUCUGCAACUCUAUAUUUUGUCUUCUGUGUGGAUUCUUCAGAAAGUGAACUUGGCAUUUUAGAUUUAUUUCAAGUGUUCAUGGAAACAUUAGACAAAGGUUUUGAAAAUGUCUGUGAACUGGAUUUAACUUUCCAUGUAGACAAGGUUCACAAUAUUCUUGCGGAAAUGGUGAUGGGGGGGAUGGUAUUGGAGACCAACAUGAGUGAAAUUGAUUCACAAAAUAAACUGGAGAAAUCUGAGGCUGGCUUAGCAGGAUCUCCAGCCCGUGCUGUAUCAGCUGUAAAGAAUAUGCAUCUUCCUGAGAUCCCAAGGAAUAUUAACAUUGGUGACAUCAAUAUAAAAGUGCCAAACCUGCCCUAUUUUAAGUAA
Messenger RNA from Heterocephalus glaber (naked mole-rat), 570 nucleotides. RefSeq names its product AP-3 complex subunit sigma-1-like. Gene Ontology annotation, biological process: protein transport; Golgi to vacuole transport. Gene Ontology annotation, cellular component: AP-3 adaptor complex. The record is from RefSeq and is a predicted model, not a curated record. NCBI's taxonomy places the organism in Eukaryota, Metazoa, Chordata, Mammalia, Rodentia, Bathyergidae.